AUGGCCAAUGUCGCUACUCUCAUCUCCAUGUCUGGUAUCUGGGCGGGCGCGGAUAGUAAUCUAUGUCAAAUUCAAGCUUUCUUGAUCCAAUGGUUCAUGCCCGCCGACGCUUUAUGGACAUUCGCCAUGGCCUUCAACGUCUACCUCACCUUCUUCCGCAAAUACAACUCUGAACAACUGCGCCGCCUGGAGUGGAAGUAUGUCCUGUUAUGUUAUGGCCUGCCAUUCAUUCCGGCAUUUACAUAUUUCUUCAUAAGAAGCGAAUCUCGCGGCAAGGUGUACGGGUCGGCUAUACUUUGGUGCUGGGUCGCCCCGACAUGGGAUGUUCUUCGUAUUGCAGUCUUUUACGGUCCGGUGUGGUUCGUCAUCUUUCUGACGUUAUCCAUCUACGCGCGAAUAGGCAAACUUGUUUGGCGACGGAGGCGACAGCUCAGGGAAGCCGGUGGUCUCGACACGACAAUUGACCUGUCUAUUCCUGAUGACCCACCUUUUUCAAAGAUCACCGAGAUUCGAAUCGCAAGAGAAGAUGCAACUGCCGCAGAGGCCGGUCCCUCGGUUGAACCGGAUUCUAGCUUCUCGUGUAUACAAUCCCAUCGUCCAUAUUCCGUCAACGUCCAGGCUGGUUCCCAUCAUCUGGAGCUUGAACCGAUACGCAGCCCCGAGCCGCCGACCGAUCAGCCUCCGAAUCGCGAGUACCGCAACUCUAGAACGGUUUCGGGGGUAAACUCCGCUGCUUGGGCAUAUACCAAGUAUGCUAUGCUAUUUUUUGUGGCGUUACUCGUCACCUGGGUAAAACUAUCAUCUUUCGCAGUGUUCCAUCAACAAUCAACCGCUUAUAUGCAUUCAUUCGCCCUGAAGCACCCAACUUUGGUCUAA
Molecule: messenger RNA, 876 nt
Organism: Aspergillus mulundensis
Lineage: Eukaryota; Fungi; Ascomycota; Eurotiomycetes; Eurotiales; Aspergillaceae
Product: putative cAMP receptor-like protein
Exons: 4
Coding region: 1-876 (291 amino acids)
Biological process (GO): cell surface receptor signaling pathway; adenylate cyclase-activating G protein-coupled receptor signaling pathway
Cellular component (GO): plasma membrane
Molecular function (GO): G protein-coupled receptor activity
Source: RefSeq, a predicted model, not a curated record